AUGCAACUAAUCAGGUUAAAGAAAUACGCUUCAGGUGAAUGCGACGUGGCGGGCGGGGCGGGGUCGAUGAACGCGCUCCCAGGUGGCACCAGCUCUCGUUUGGUGCCGUCGUUUGACAUUUCCACGCCGCGGAACGUCACAGCCCUCGUCGGGAAAUCGGCCUACCUCAGCUGCAGAGUGCGCAACCUAGGGAACAGAACGGUGAGUAAGCAAACACAGCAAGUAAGCACA
Molecule: messenger RNA, 231 nt
Organism: Iphiclides podalirius (scarce swallowtail)
Lineage: Eukaryota; Metazoa; Arthropoda; Insecta; Lepidoptera; Papilionidae
Source: the annotation of a GenBank genome assembly